CGUCUGCGUCGUCUGUUGCAUGACAACACGUACGCACAUCACGAACGUGCGUUUUGCCGUCUGCGUUGUCGUUCAUGAAACAUGGAAUGGCGAACAGUGGUGGUGAUAGUGCUGAUCGUGAGCCUUUGCUUCUUUAUCGUGCCGAUCAAAGUAGAUUUCGAUAAAACUGAGAAGGACGCGGAACUGUUCGCCAACUACAUAGCCCGAUAUAAUAAAUCCUACAGGAAUGAUCCCGCGAAAUAUGAAGAGCGAUUUGAGCAUUUUCAGAAAUCAUUGAGACAUAUCGAAAAGCUAAAUAGUUUACGAUCGUCGCAAGAAAGCGCAUACUACGGGCUAACAGAAUUCUCCGAUUUAUCCGAUGAUGAAUUCAUACAACAAGCACUAAUUCCAGAUUUACCUUUACGGGGCCAAAAACAUACAACAGCGUCAUAUUAUCAUCAGCAUUUUAUGGGCUCGGUUAAUCGUAUGAAAAGAAUGAUACCAAUAAUCGGCAUACCCUCUAAAUUUGAUUGGCGAGAUAAAGGGGUCGUAGGACCAGUUAUGAGCCAAGAGAAUUGCGGCGCUUGUUGGGCGUUCAGCACUGUCGGGGUGGCCGAAUCGAUGUAUGCCAUCGAAAACGGAACUUUGCAUUCCUUUAGUGUACAGGAAAUGAUCGAUUGCAUGCCAGGCAAUUUCGGAUGUCAGGGCGGUGACAUAUGCAGUUUACUCUCGUGGCUGUUGGCCUCAAAAACAAGAAUUAUAUCUGAGAUCGAUUAUCCUCUCACAUUGCAAACCGACACGUGUAGAUUGCAUAAAAUUUCUGCGAAGACGUCGGGAGUUAGAAUAACGGACUUCACAUGCGACAGCUUUGUAGACGCGGAAACUGAACUUUUGACGUUGCUCGUUACUCAUGGACCCGUGGCGGUUGCCGUGAACGCCAUAUCUUGGCAGAAUUAUUUAGGUGGCAUAAUACAGUAUAACUGCGAUAGUUCAUUCAACAGCCUAAAUCAUGCGGUACAGAUAGUGGGAUAUGACACGGAAGCUCGUAUACCACAUUAUAUCAUUAAAAAUUCGUGGGGACCAUCCUUUGGCAAUAAAGGUUACAUUUAUAUUGCGGUUGGCAAGAAUUUAUGCGGUAUAGCCAAUCAGGUCUCUUCGCUCCAAGUUGUUUAAUCAAUCAAUGAAUGUUAAAUUGCAACGUUUUCAAUUUCUAACAAAAUAAAUUAAUUAGUAGAGUAAUGCUGUGAAAAAAUAUGACUGAAUAAAAUACUUUAUUAAGAAUAUUGUUAAUUAUGUUUCUCAUAUUGUUUGUUAUCUCAGAAAGCUAUCAAUAUGACUGCUUUAAUAUAAAAGGUGAUCCAAGACGAAAAGUUAAUCUUUCGAAAAGUGAGACAGUGAUAUAUACAAUUAUUAGAAACUAUACACAGUCAUAUCUUCCUAAAGAGUCCGCCGAUUUUUCUUGAUUUUCAUCUGUGUUUUCCAAUCAUACAGUGCAAUUGAUAACUUCGUUAUCAUUUGCUUUAUCAACAUACGAAACUGUGACUUAGUUAGUAU
Molecule: messenger RNA, 1533 nt
Organism: Acromyrmex echinatior (Panamanian leafcutter ant)
Lineage: Eukaryota; Metazoa; Arthropoda; Insecta; Hymenoptera; Formicidae
Product: cathepsin O
Biological process (GO): proteolysis
Molecular function (GO): cysteine-type peptidase activity
Source: RefSeq, a predicted model, not a curated record